Molecule: messenger RNA, 922 nt
Organism: Triticum aestivum (bread wheat)
Lineage: Eukaryota; Viridiplantae; Streptophyta; Magnoliopsida; Poales; Poaceae
Exons: 2
Coding region: 231-674 (147 amino acids)
Source: RefSeq, a predicted model, not a curated record
CCCUGCAUGCCGAACGCAGGUGCAGUCUGGUUCGGUCUCCGAGUUGGUGCGGCCGUCGGUGGCGGACUCGGAAACACGGCCCGCCCUACCGGAGACGGAGUCGGAGUGUCGGACACCCCCAUACAGCCGGCCGGGUAUAAGUCCAUGUACAUGACCCAGCCUCCCCUCCAUCGACAACAAGGAUCGCUCGACAAAAUCGCACACGCACGCACAGGAAGGUAGGGAGAGCGAUGGCGACGGCGACGGCGCUUCGACACGCGGCGACGAGGCUGGGCGGCGGCGCAUGGGCGAAGCUACUGCCAAGGAGGCUCGUCCACGGCGGCGCAAGACCCGCCGCGGCGGACGGCAAGGCCCGCGCCCUGAACCUGAUCAAGCAGAAGAGGGAGGAGCUGUUCGACCUGAUCGCCGACACGGAGCGGCGGUACGACACGCGGCUCACCAAGGAGGGGUUCCAGAACGCCCGGAUGCUCCAGCAGCUCGCCGUGCAGAUCGAGCCCAGGCCCAACGACCCGCUCUGGCGCUCGAAGCGGUUUUCGAAGCUGACCAACGAUUUCCUGGGGUGGGCGGGGGCUUGCGUGGCGGGCUACAUGCUCACGAAGGAAUGGCUUCGUUCCGAUAAGGAGGCGGCGCAGGAGAAGAUGGCAGAUUCCGCAUGUGUAGUUAGCAAUAACUGAAGCAUUGCUUGAUCAUAGUACUUCCCCAAUGUGGACUAACAGCGCCCAAUCUAUGCUCGUAGAAUUCAGUAAAUGUCGACCGUCGUUUCAUCUUGGACGGUUCGUUCAGAGAUGCAGUAAAGGAACGCAUAACUCUAUUUCAGUUUGCAUGUGCUAGAGAGAUUUAGUUGAUAGGUUCAUUUUCUUGCGUGUUUGGUUGAUGCAAAACAGAACUUGCAGUUUUUAACUGCGUGGGAUUCUGUACUCUG